This is a messenger RNA of Spirometra erinaceieuropaei, 1126 nucleotides long. The record is from the annotation of a GenBank genome assembly. NCBI's taxonomy places the organism in Eukaryota, Metazoa, Platyhelminthes, Cestoda, Diphyllobothriidea, Diphyllobothriidae.
AUGCGAGGAGAUAGUGUGUGCUUCGUCGGUGGUGGCUGCCAGUCGAAGUCGACAACCUUCCUAACGCUGCUGCCCCUGCCGCCGCCGGCGAGGCCGUCGAUGUUGCUGCCGAGACCGCCUCCGUUGAGGACCGCUGGUGUCAACUGCGGGAUACAAUCCAGUCGACAGCGCUAGACCUCCUCGGUCGCGCUCCCCGCCAAAUCCAGGACUGGUUCGACGACAACGACGCCGCCAUCAGCAAUCUGCUCGCCGAGAGGAACCGCCUACACAAAGCCUACGCAGAUCACCCCACUGCGGACAACAAAGCUGCUUUCUACCGCAGUCGCCGCCAACGUCAGCAACGACUUCGCGAGAUGCAGGACGCCUGGACUGCUCGCAAAGCUGAGGAGAUCCAAGGCUAUGCGGACAGCGACGAAUGGAAGAACUUCUUCUCUGCGAUCAAAGCUGUCUACGGUCCGCCGACGAAGGGCACUACUGCUCUCCUCAGCGCCGACGGGAGCACUCUCCUGACUGAGAAAACGCACAUUUUACAGCGAUGGGCCGAGCAUUUCCGAGGCGUCCUCAACCGCCCCUCCGCUAUCUCCGACGCCGCCAUCGACUGCCUGCUGCAAGUGGAGACCAACGUGGACCUCGACCUCCCGCCAUCUCUCCAGGAAAUCAUCAGGGCCGUGCAGCAGCUCUCCAGCGAAGAGCACCAGGAUCGGACGCAAUCCCUGCUGAGGUCUACAAGCACGAAGGUCCCCAACUGAUGGAUCACCUGACUGCGCUCUUCCAGGAGAUGUGGCGUCAAGGUGAAGUCCCGCAAGAUUUCAAGGACGCAACCAUCGUGCAUCUCUACAAGCGAAAAGGGAACCGCCAAAUCUGCGACAAUCACCGCAGCAUCUCCUUGCUGAACAUCGCCGGGAAGAUCUUCGCUCGCAUCCUUCUCAACCGCCUCAACAACCAUCUCGAACAUGGCCUACUGCCGGAGACCCAAUGCGGCUUCCGCCGACAUCGUGGGACCACGGAUAUGAUCUUCGCCGCCCGUCAACUUCAGGAGAAGUGUCAGGAGAUGCGGACCCACCUGUACUCUACCUUCGUGGACCUGACGAAAGCCUUCAACACGGUGAAUCGUGAAGGACUGUGA